CAUUGGCUUAUGUCCGUCAGCUAUUUGUCAAACAAAAACAUCUCGAUAAUACGAAAAAAAUAACUAGUUACAAUGAUAAAAUGGAGAUAUUAUUGAGAUUUGUGCCAACAAAUCCAUUAAGAUUAACCGUUUCUAGAAUUUUAGUUAACCAAGUAGCUCAUUACACUAGAUUGGCUGAAGUCGGAAAACUCGAAGCUCCGAAGACUUCUGGAAAAUAUGACACUGGGCAGUUAAUUCUACAUAAAGUUUUCGGGUAUAGAGGAGUGAUUCUGUUCCCUUGGCUUGCGAGAGUGUAUGAUAGAGAUGCAUCCAAUAAGAAGGAGAAUCCUGAGACAUCAGGCUCAGGAGAAGCCUCCGGGGAUACGCUUUCUAACGUAGGCAAAGAGGUCAAGGGCAGGACUCACACCUUUUACCAGGUGCUGAUAGAUACAAGGGAUGCACCAUACAUAGCUGUGCAAACAACCUACGACAUGAGACCUGAGUGGAAAAAAAAGCGCGCUCAAACAGAGGCAGUGACGUUCCUAGGCAACCAAGAGUCAUCUCGCAGCCUAUACGCCAUCCCGGGGCUGGACUACGUGGCGCACGAUGACAUCAUGCCCUACUCAUCCGUGGAGCGCGUGCCGCUGCAGCACGAGCUGUUCGAUAAGUUCCUCAUGCACAACCCGGACAAGGACCCACCCUUCAUAGCGCAAGAGACGCUCCGCGCGUGGCAGAAGAAGAACCACCCCUGGCUCGAGCUCAGCGACGUCCACCGCGAGACCACAGAGGGCGUGCGUGUCACCGUCAUACCCUUCUACAUGGGCAGCCGCGAGAGCCAGAAUUGCGCUGUCUACUGGUGGCGGUACUGUAUCCGACUAGAAAACCUCGGCGCUGCGGCAGUCCAACUGCGCGAGCGGCACUGGCGGAUCUUCUCCCUCUCCGGCACCCUCGAGACAGUGCGCGGCCGCGGCGUGGUCGGCCAGGAGCCCGUGCUGGCCAGGCACUCGCCCGCCUUCCAGUACUCCAGCCACGUCAGCCUGCAGGCGCCAUCGGGUCACAUGUGGGGAACGUUUCGCAUGGAGCGCGAGGACGGCUACACGUUCGACUGCCGCAUCCCGCCAUUCUCGCUCGAGAGCAAACCUGACGACGCGCCUGCGCCGCCCGCGCCCUCCGCGUGACGUCACACGCCUAUUUAGUUGGCGACGAGGAAACUCACGAGGCGGUUUUUAGUUGGCGACGAGGGAAGCAGAACUAAAUGUUAUUUAAUUUUAUUAACUAAUAUUGUUUUGAUCACACUAGUCGCAUCGAAAUCAAAUUGACUAAAAUAACAAAUACUAUUCACCCUAGACGAUAUAAUUUUUGGCCACACUUAACACCUAAAUUUAAGCGUUAAUAAAAGUAGGUAUGUUUUAUUCACUUAAGUUUCUUUGUGCAAUUGAAAUUGUAGCUUGAGAUUAAGUUACUUAUACAAUAAAUACUCUGUGAUAGCAUGCUUCAUUAUCAUUUGAAAAGUUUGCCUAUAUGACAAUGUAAAAUCUGAAAAGAAUAUACCAAUUGUUUAGACUUCUGCUUCCUAAAUUGCGAUCUAAAUGGUUAAGGAACAAUAAAAACAUCGUGAGGCCAUACUAUCACCAUUUUAGAAUUGUGACUUGUAAACUAGAGAAACUGAAAAACGAACUUCAAAACGUCUAUAAAAUUCACCUAAAAAAAAACUAAACCUUGAAAAACUAUUCAGUUCAAGUUCCAGAAAGAUUAAAUUUUUAUUUCGACAUAGAAAAGCAACGAAUACCAUAAAGAUAAAGAAGUCAUACAUUAGCUAAUCUAUCUGCCUCUGUCCCACCGCCGACGAUUAGCAAGUGACAAUAAGCUGAAUGUUUUCUUUUGGAAAAAAGUUCCGUACAUAUUUUCCUCCAUAUGUACAGUCGGCAUAGAUAGUUAUCCUGACUACGUUUUCUGUGCAAGAAAACAGUAAAUAGCUUUUCCCCGCCGGUAGGACCGGUACCUCAAUGAUGGAGAUUUUUUUAUUAAGAUACCUCAUACAUAUAAGCAGAUAAUCUAAUGAGAUAAUUCUAUUUUGAGUUUCGCUUUUCAGUGUUUACUCAACGUCAAAACCCGUUAUUUUAUGGACAUAACUAAUUUUAACUGUUAUCGUAUCGACGACGUUAACAUUGUAGCCAAUUCUUUAGGAAAAGUAGCACGUCGCUGUCCGAAAUAGUUGUAUUUAUAUUGUAAUUUAAUUAUAGUAUUUAUGAACCUAUUCAUUGCAUCCGUUGUUUGUUCCACUUGAAAUUCAUUAGUCAUUUCUUUUAAAUAAAUGCAUAGAUCUUUAUUAAAAUUACAGUAUUGUGAA
Messenger RNA from Cydia pomonella (codling moth), 2329 nucleotides. It is a transcript of the gene POLDIP2, whose product is annotated as polymerase delta-interacting protein 2. The coding region runs from base 81 to 1157 and encodes 358 amino acids. Gene Ontology annotation, biological process: error-free translesion synthesis. The record is from RefSeq and is a predicted model, not a curated record. Gene Ontology annotation, cellular component: mitochondrial nucleoid; nucleus. Lineage: Eukaryota; Metazoa; Arthropoda; Insecta; Lepidoptera; Tortricidae. The transcript is spliced from 7 exons. Gene Ontology annotation, molecular function: DNA binding.